Notechis scutatus (mainland tiger snake) is the source of this 4635-nucleotide messenger RNA. Lineage: Eukaryota; Metazoa; Chordata; Lepidosauria; Squamata; Elapidae. The record is from RefSeq and is a predicted model, not a curated record.
GAACCCCGAUAUCGUGCUGGUGCACUACUUGAACGUCCCCGCCAUCGAAGACUGCGGGAAGCCAUGUGGCCCCAUCCUCUGCUCCAUCAACACCGACAAGAAGGAGUGGGCCAAAUGGACCAAGGAGGAGCUGAUUGGCCAACUGAAGCCCAUGUUUCACGGCAUCAAAUGGACGUGCAGCAACGGGAACAGCAGCUCCGGCUUUUCCGUGGAGCAGUUGGUGCAACAGAUCCUGGACAGCCACCAAACGAAGCCGCAACCUCGGACGCACAACUGCCUCUGCACCAGCAACCUCGGGGCCGGGAGCAGCGUGCAUCACAAGUGCAACAGUGCCAAACACCGCAUCAUCUCCCCCAAGGUCGAGCCCCGGUCGGGGGGCUACAGCGCCCACUCGGAGGUGCAGAACAAUGACGUCUCGGAGGGCAAGAACGAACACAGCCACAGCAAGUCCUGCAACCGGGAGAAAAGGAACGGCAAAGUGGCCAAACCCGUCCUGCUGCAUCAGAACAGCACCGAAGUCUCCUCUACUAACCAAGUGGAAGUUCCGGACACGACCCAAAAUUCUCCCGUCUCCAUCAGCAGCGGAUUAAAUAGCGACCCAGAUGUAGCAGACAGUCCGGCAGUCACGGGCGUCUCCAGCAUGGCGGUGGCUUCGGUGAUGGGGAACCUGUCUCAAAACGCCACCGUUUUCAUGUCUGAUAUCAGCAGCGAGGCCGUCUACACAAUGUCCCCCACCGCCGGGCCAAACCCACACCUUCUCUCCUCGGACGCGACGACCCAAGGGCUGGUGCUGGCGGUCAGUUCCGACGGCCACAAGUUCGCCUUCCCUACCGCCAGCAGCUCGGACGGCCUCUCCAUGUUGCCCGCCAGCGUCUCCGAAGAACUUGUGCUGUCCACCACUCUUGACACCAACAGGAAGGUCCCGGAAACCACCAUGAAUUUUGACCCAGACUGCUUCCUCAACAACCCCAAGCAAGGGCAGACUUACGGGGGAGGCGGGCCCAAAGGAGAAGGCCUCAACGCCAACAUCCGACAGUCGCCCACCUCGGACCGAGGGUUCAACUUCAACGCGGCCCUCACCAAGGAGAUCAAGACGGAAGACACCUCCUUCGAGCAGCAGAUGUCCAAAGAAGCCUUCUCGUCUUCUUCCUCGUCCAACUCGCUGACCUUGAACACGGCGUCCAGCCUCCUUCCCUCCGGCGGAGGGCUCAGCCCCAGCACCACCCUGGAGCAGAUGGAUUUCAGCGCCAUCGACUCCAACAAGGACUACACGUCGGGGUUUAACCAAGCGGUGCAGAGCCCCCACGUCCACCAAACCCCUUCGCCGAGCUUCUUCCUGCAAGACAGCAGCAAAGGGCUCCCCCUCGAGCAAAACGCCCACAGCAGCCUGAACGACGCGAGCAGCUCUUUCGUCGCCCCGCUGGCCCUGCCCAACGUCAAGACGGAGGCCUCCUCCCAGAACCCCUCCAACUGCAACGGCACAGUGGAGGCCCGGAUCGAGGCCACCUCUUCGCUGCAGCUCAUGCAGUUCCAGGCCAGCUUCCCGUCCAUCGCGGCCGAAGGGGAGGUCCCCAUGGAGACCUCGACGCACGCGGAAGGGAACGAGAACCUGCUCAAAACCGGGGAGCUCCAGUCCUGCAGGGCGGAGCACUACAUGCAGCCCGAGGCCAACAACAGCUUGAGGAACGGAGGGAGCCUCCCCAUCCUCCAGGGGAGCAUGGUGCAGGGCCUCUACCCCGUGGCCCACCCGGCCUUGAACAACGCGUCCAACAUGGAGCUCAGCUUGGAUCACUUCGACAUCUCCUUCAGCAACCAGUUCUCGGAUCUGAUCAACGAUUUCAUUUCGGUGGAAGGCGGGAACAACGCCCUGUACGGCCACCAGCUGGUCUCCGGGGAGAACGCCGGGCUGUCCCAGGCGGAGGAGACCACCCGCGCCGCCUACAGCCAAGCGGAGAUGUGCAUCCCCUGCUGCAGCCCCCAGCAGGCCAACUUGAGCCUCAGCAACCCAGAGAACGGCGCCAGCCCAAUGGCCUACAUGCACGUCACCGAGGUGGUUUCGGCAGCGGCCGCCGCGGCCCAAGGCACCCUGGGCAUGCUCCAGCAGAGCGGCCGACUCUUCAUGGUGACCGAUUACUCUCCCGAGUGGUCGUACCCGGAGGGCGGCGUGAAGGUCCUCAUCACCGGAUCCUGGCAGGAAGCCAGCAAUAACUACAGCUGCCUUUUUGACCAGAUCUCCGUGCCGGCCUCGCUGAUCCAGCCAGGGGUGCUACGCUGCUACUGCCCAGCCCACGACACCGGCCUCGUCACGCUGCAGGUGGCUUUCAACAACCAGAUCAUUUCCAAUUCGGUGGUUUUCGAAUAUAAGGCCCGGGCAUUACCAACCCUUCCUUCUUCUCAACACGACUGGCUCUCGCUGGAUGAUAACCAGUUCAGGAUGUCUAUUCUGGAACGACUUGAACAGAUGGAGAGAAGGAUGGCGGAGAUGACCACACUGCAGCAGCACAAGCCAAGUGGGGGCAACAGCAGCGCCAACGGAGGUAGCCAAGCCCAGUGCAUCUCGGAGGCCGCCACCUUGGGCACCUGCUUCGAGAGCCGCGUUGUGGUGGUGUGCGAAAAGAUGAUGAGCCGAGCUUGCUGGGCCAAAUCCAAACACCUGAUCCACUCCAAGACGUUCCGGGGGAUGACCCUUUUGCACCUGGCGGCUGCCCAGGGCUACGCUACCCUCAUCCAGACACUCCUCAAAUGGCGCACCAAACAUGCCGACAGCAUCGAUCUGGAGCUGGAGGUCGAUCCGCUGAAUGUGGACCACUUCUCCUGCACGCCACUGAUGUGGGCCUGCGCUCUGGGCCACACGGACGCCGCCGUGGUCCUUUACAAGUGGGACCGGCGGGCCAUCUCCAUCCCUGACUCGCUCGGCAGGCUGCCGCUGACCAUCGCCCGCUCCCGCGGCCACGUGAAGCUGGCCGAAUGCCUUGAGCAGCUGCAGCGGGAGGAGCAGGCGCAGCUCCGGCCGUCCCCUCGCCUCCCCUGCCCUCCGCAGGAAGAGCCCAGCGGUGACAACUGGACGUCCCAGUGGCCCAGCAAACUCACCGCCUCUCAGGACCAGCAAAAGGGAAUCUCAGUGGUUUCCAAUGCGAACACGGAAUUGCGACGGCCUCGGUCCGAACCCUCCAGUUACUACAGCAGUGAGAGCCAGAAGGAUUACCCAGCGCCCAAAAAACACAAACUGAACCCCGACUAUUUCUCCACGAGGCAGGAGAAGCUUCUGUCCACAGCCUUGAGCCUGGAGCAGCCCAGCAGCCGGAAACCGAUCCCCGGCGCGAAGCCUGCUGCUCUCCUUGAGACAAUCAACCCCCAGCACGGCGGCACGGAGUACGCCCGGGAUCUGGUCCCCGAGCUGGCCAGCUACCGCAGCUCCAAAUGGAGGCCGAAGGAGACCUACCUGGGCGUAUCGGCCGCGCAGGUGACCGGCAGCCCGAAAGGGUUGGCGCCGUUGGGGAAAGACUCUGGCGCUCAACGGUUGCAUCCGCGGGAACCGAUGAAUGUGGUGAUGAUGGCGGACAGGGAAGCGGCCGAAGCGGAAUUGCUUUCUUUCCGGGAUAGCGCCGAGGGCGAAAACUGCUUGCACCACAUGGAUGAUUUGCAGGUCACCAUGAUGACCCUGGCCGAGCACAUCAUCGAAGCCACCCCGGAGAGGAUCAAGCAGGAGAAUUUCAUGCCGGCCGAAGAGGCGUCUCAGGUGGAGAGGACAGAAAGCGCGGCCAUUAGCACCUCCAUGAGCUGGCUGGCCAGUUACCUGGCCGACGUGGACCGCGUGCCCAGCGCUGCUCAGAUAAGAAGCCUCUACGGUGGGUGCCCGACCCCCUCGCCCCACACCAGCCGCAGCCCCUCCGGCUCGCCAGUCAAUGCGAUGGCUUUUGAGAAGCCCAGCCUCCCCUCGGCGACAGACUGGUCCGAGUUCCUAAGCGCCUCCGCCGGUGACAAGGUGGAAAACGAGUUUGCACAGCUGACCCUCUCCGACCACGAGCAACGGGAGCUCUACGAAGCCGCCAAGCUGGUCCAGACCGCCUUCAGGAAAUACAAGGGACGUCCCCUCCGGGAGCAACAGGAAGUGGCCACGGCCGUCAUUCAGCGUUGUUACCGGAAAUACAAGCAGUAUGCACUUUAUAAAAAGAUGAUCCAAGCUGCCAUCUUGAUCCAGAGCAAAUUCCGAAGUUACUACGAGCAGAAGAAAUUCCAGCAAAGCCGGAGAGCCGCCGUUCUCAUCCAGCAAUUUUAUCGCAGCUACAAAGAAUUUGGCAAGAGGAGGCAAAACCGCCGGACCGCAGCUCUCAUGCAGCAGAAGCUCAGAAGCAGCCUGCUCACCAAGAAGCAGGACCAAGCUGCUCGCAAGAUCAUGAGGUUCUUACAGCGCUGUCGCCACAGAGCGAAAGACUCGAAAAAGGAACUUGAAGAACGAGAUCCCGGCGGCGACGAGAGCAUCCCAUAACAGCCCGGGAAGGAGUGGGCCGUCGUCUUUUCGGACUGUUUCCAUUUUAUUUUAUUUUUAUUUUUUCUGUUUUCAACAGAAACAUGCAACGACAAUUUCAAACAAAAAAAAAAAAAAAGAAAAAUGAUUUUGAUUAUUUAAAAAAA